GGCAGAUUAAAACUAGAGACACUCAAAGUAGGUAUUGCUGAUCUACAAGAAACUGUUUCUUUUUUCACAGUUUUCAUAAACUGAAUAACAUAGCAUGUCUGAUCAAAUUCAAAACAUAUAUAAAGAAUGUUUACCUCUUAAGCCUUCAUUGUUUUACUUUAAUGAUUUGUGGAUGACACUUUUGUGAUCGUCAGGGAGGAUAUUUUGCUACUUUCACAGCGGCAAAAAAAGAUUCCAAAAAAGGGAAAGGGGUACAGGUUGAUGGAAAACUACACCUACAACAGCUUUACACUUCAGCUGGAGGGGUUAAAUGUUUCAGAGGAUUCUAUCUACCCUGUCUUUCUCUUCCUCUUUUUCUCUUACCUGUUUAUAAUGGUUGCAAAUGUGGGAAUUGCUCUUCUGAUUUUCACUGACAAAAGCCUUCACCAGCCCAUGUAUCUCCUUUUUUGCAACCUGCCCUUUAAUGACAUCCUUGGAAACUCUAUCAUGGUGCCCCGUUUGCUUUCAGAUAUCUUGCUGCCUCCCUCUGAGCGCCUCAUCAGUUAUUAUGAGUGUGUGGUCCAGGCUUUCACCACACACAUGUUUGGUACCACCACUCACACAGUGCUCAUGAUUAUGGCCUUUGACAGAUAUGUGGCCAUCUGCAAUCCCCUACGCUAUGCUGCCAUAAUGACCAACAAGAUGGUAAUCAAGCUGACAGUUUCUGCCUGGGGAGUGGCCUUUGUUUUGGUUGGGAUUCUUCUCGGUCUGACCAUACGGCUGAACCGAUGCAGGACUCUGAUUACAAAUCCUUACUGUGACAAUGCCUCACUGUUUAAGCUCUCCUGUGAGAGUGUGUUUAUUAAUAACGUCUAUGGCCUCACUUUCACUGUAGUCCUGUUCACAGCUUCUAUAGGCACCAUGGUUCUGACCUACACUAAAAUCACAGUAGUUUGUCUGACCAAUAAGAGAAAGUCAUUGAACAGUAAAGCCUUGAGAACAUGCAGCACUCACCUGGUUGUGUAUUUGAUCAUGGUAUUCAAUGGAAUGUCUAACAUUACUCUUCAUCGCUUUCCCCAGUACUCAGACUACAGGAAACUCUGUAGCAUUUUGUUUCAUAUCAUCCCUGGCAGCCUCAACCCCAUUAUUUAUGGGGUUCAGUCUAAAGAGAUAAGGAACUUCUUGUCAAAGUUUUUUAAGACCAAGAAAGUUUUGCCAUCAUUAGAAAGUUAGUUUCCAAGGUUCUUUUUGUAAAAUUAUCAAUACAAAUAGCAUAAAAUGUGUACCAGGAGUGCCUUAUUCCAUCGUCUUGUGUUUCUCUCUUGUAAGUAAGUGUAAUGUAGACACUGAUUAUGGCCAUUCUAUGAUUACAGUUGAUUAAUAUCAAGGUAAUAAGGGUUAAUAUAUUGUAACAUGGUAGAAUAAUACCAUGGUAAUUACAAAUAUGAUAACCUGGUAAUAUCUUGGCAUUAAGAAUAUUGGUAAUGUUUGGGUGUAAUUUUUGUAAUACUGUAAUAAUAAUGGGGCAGAACAUCUCAGUAAUGACACAUCUACACUGGGUAACAAAAGGCUAAUCAGCUCAUAAAAAUCAUGUUAUUAAAGAGUAGUAUUCUGUCAAUAAUAAUGAGGAGAUAUCGGUGUAUAAACUUUGCUAUUAGAGAGUAGCAGUGGGCUGAAAUCGUGAUGCAAAUUAGGUCAAUAAAUGAACAAUAUGCUGUA
Messenger RNA from Siniperca chuatsi (mandarin fish), 1698 nucleotides. Its product is annotated as olfactory receptor 146-like. Gene Ontology annotation, cellular component: membrane. The transcript has 2 exons. Lineage: Eukaryota; Metazoa; Chordata; Actinopteri; Centrarchiformes; Sinipercidae. Gene Ontology annotation, molecular function: G protein-coupled receptor activity; olfactory receptor activity. Bases 262 to 1212 code for a protein of 316 amino acids. The record is from RefSeq and is a predicted model, not a curated record. Gene Ontology annotation, biological process: G protein-coupled receptor signaling pathway.